Linum trigynum is the source of this 3529-nucleotide messenger RNA. The record is from the annotation of a GenBank genome assembly. NCBI's taxonomy places the organism in Eukaryota, Viridiplantae, Streptophyta, Magnoliopsida, Malpighiales, Linaceae.
CCUCCUCAUCCCCUCCAUUUCUACUUCUCUUCCUCUUCUUCAACAGCAAUCUUCCUUAGUUCUUAUCCUUGGUUCCACAUUUUCCUUUUCACCCUUUCUCUCCCUUCUACCUGGCGAAGUAGAUAGUAACACUGUAACAAUAGUCUCCUCCUUCCUGUUCCUGGGCUCCAGAGAGCUAGCUGUACAAGUAUUAAGAGUACUGCUGCAUUCAGUAGUUCUUCUUCAACAGCAUUUAAUACUUGCAGUUUUGAAACCCCCAACCUCCUCCCCACCUGGCGGGGAAUCCACACCACAAUCUAAGGAAUAUUUGUGCAUUUAUAUCUCCAAGUAGCGGGAGUGCUUGUGAGCUGAAAUGGGGUCUUCAGAGCUUCUCCUAAUGGGGUUGCAUUUAUUGCUGCACCUCUUCUUCUGUUAGCAUCACAAUGGGAAUGUUUGCUUGCUGCAUAGUCCUUGAAAUUUAAGGCUUUGCUGGUUGGGUGGGUGGAUAGCUGCUGCUGCAAAAAAGAAAAACCAAAUAAAAGAAGAGGAAAUGGAGAGGCUCCUCCAUCUCCACCAAGGCCCCAUCAGUCAUAAUGAUAAUCCUCCAUGUUUUGCAGGCGACCCGUAUCUCGAGUGCUUAGAGCAGCAGAUUGCAACCACUGCAGCAAGUUUCAGAUUCCAAGAGCGGGGAGAAGAGCCGGAAGCAGUACUAGUUCAAACCGCCGAGGAAGAGGAAGAAGAAAGACAGUUGUACCCAGCAAGCUCCCCCAGCUUAGACGACGACACAAUGCCGUUCCUUCAAAUGCUUCAAACCGUCGAUAAUUAUGCAACAACUUCGCCGGGGCGGCCACCAUUCCCUUUCUUCAGCUUCCGAGAACCCAAUUUCCAAACGCUCCUCAAACUCCAGCACCUCAAGAAGCUGCCAUGGGAUGUCAACAACAAUUUCUCCUCUUCCUCCUUUGGCUGUUUCGAUUCUUCUGAAAUCGACCAACAACAACCCCAAUUAGUUCCCCAAUCUCAAAUGAUAGAGCUAGAGAGCUGCAAUGUCACUCACGACUACCCCAGCUUCGUCGACUCUCCCGUCAAAUCCGAAACCCGAGAACUUCCGCACCAUCACUCCAGCUCCUGCCCAGAAGGAGUAAGCCCCGCCGGCGGCGAGCGAGCAGCCGGGCAAGACCGAACCGUCGACCCACCAGAUCCCAGCUCCGCUCCUCUUCUUCCCUGGAGUGCUACCAACACCGAAGAAGCCACCAGAAACUCCGCGAAACCGGCCGCCGAUGGUUCCUCGACGGCGACGAAGAAGGAGAGAAGGAAGAGGAAGAGAACGAGAGCGGCGAAGAACAAGGAGGAAGUGGAGAGCCAACGGAUGACCCACAUUACGGUGGAGCGCAACCGGCGGCGUCAGAUGAACGAGCACCUCAACUCCCUCCGCUCCCUCAUGCCUCCCUCCUACGUCCAAAGGGGGGAUCAAGCGUCAAUCAUCGGAGGCGCAAUCGAUUUCGUGAAGGAACUGGAGCAGCUGCUGCAGUGCCUGGAAGCGCAGAAGAGAAUUCGACGAGAUGACGCCGCCGCCGUGUGCGAGGAGGAGUUCAGGGCAGCAGCAGCAGCGCCGUCAUCGGAGGCGGCGGAGAUAGAGGUGACGGCGAUACAGAACCACGUGAACUUGAAGGUGAAGUGCGAGAGGAGAGGGAGAGGAGGAACAAGAGGGCGGCAGCUGGUGAGAGCCAUCGUCGCGCUGGAGGAGCUCUGCCUCACCGUCUUGCACCUCAACAUCUCUUCCUCCGCUUCCACCGCCUUCUACUCCUUCAAUCUCAAGAUAGAGGAAGAAUGCAAGCUGGGAUCAGCAGAUGAGGUGGCAGCAGCUGUGCAUCAGAUCUUCAGCAGCAUCAUCAACGGCUAGCUUACCUAUAUGGCUGAUCAGUUUUAAUAUUUUUAGGGCAAGUCUGUAGCUGAAUCUGUUGGUACGUAGGAUUGAGACUUGAGAGUGUAGAGUGUUGGUUGAGUGUGGGGGAGGAGAAAAGAAAGAAAAAGGGGGCACGAAUUCUGAUGGGGUCUUUUUAUUGAUUUUGUUUUGUGAUGGGAUCAUGUUAACCUACGUGUGCAUAUUCAUUCCUUGGGUUCUUGUUUUACCUUUUUUUUUCAAUGGAUUAACGCUUGACCGAGUAGAGGCGAAACUAGAAUUUAGAGUCGCGAUAUGGGUGAAGUAUAAGAAAUUAUAAGGACGUAUUCGUCAUGAAUGUUAUUAGAGAGGGGUGGGGGAAGGGAAACGAGCGUUUAUUUCUGAGAUUCGAAUAUAGAGGCUUCACAGGUUGAAAAUCAGAGGAUGAUUCUCGACAACGGCCUCAUUCGCAAGAUUUUCAGGAAUGGAUCUAGAUAUUGAGAAAAAUAUAUCAGAUAAUUAGGUUGGGAUCAGUUAAGAAAGUAUCGAGUUUAAUUUUGGGGGGUUAUUCAGGAUUUGAAAUUGCGAAAUUGAAAUCAAGAUAUAAUGAACUAUUAAAAAAAAUAGAGUUAAUUAAAUAUAGUCCACAAUCUCUGUCCUUCUUCAAUAUUCUUUGGGGGGACUUUUGAUUAGUUUUUUAUUAGACUUUUCGCAUCUCAACUUCCCACCGUGACAAUUUUAAUGAUAAAAUUAAACCUAGAAGCAUUCACCCAAUAAAAAUGAUUCGGAUGAUGGGCGAUAUACUAUUGAUCUUGAACUCGAGCCAUCUAUCCCUUUCUUUUCGAUCUUCCGUCAAUGGUGGUCGGCGCUUCUUCUAGGGUUCUCAACGGCAGCAGCCAUUUCUCAUCGUUGGCUUGGCUCCACCGUCAGCCCCCGGACUUCGAAAGCCAAGUUUGGUUUUCCCUUCGAAUGCCUCCCUCCUCCUCUCUUCUCCUUCUUAUUCGCCUGUAUCGCUCAUGCAAGCAUCUCUGCGCCGAAGAUGAGGAAACCCAAAAGACGUAAACCAUCCUCGUUUCCUUUUUUGUCUCGAAUCCCCACAAACAUACACGCGUCUCUGUUUCUCUCUCUCUCUCUGUCUUCUCCCCAUAACCCCACGCCUACAAGCUUUCUCUUCUCUCCCAUCAAAAAAAAAAAAAAAAAAAAAAAGCUUUCUCUUCUCCUCCCCGGUUUGAUUGCCAAUUCGUCGGGAAGCCAAUCCGUUUCCAAGCAAUGGGCGGUUCAGGGAAAUGGCUGAAAUCGCUGAUCCCUCUCAAAAAGAUCACCUCUUCCGCCGCUGACCUCGUGAGCUCCUACCUCCCAAAAACAGAGCAAUCUCUCGGCUCUGUUUUCUAUUGCGAAAUGGAGUACUAGUUUUUAUUUAUUCAUUGCUAUGGAAAUGAGUAAAACCGUUUGAUUGAUGGCCUGGUUAGAUGCAGCGGUUACUUCGGUUAAACGGCCAACUAACCGGUAACCGACCGAUCGGUUGCCGGCUAACCGAAGGCUUUCUUCGGUCGGUUGGCGGUAGCCACAUACCCUGUCUCGGUUAACCGGUAACCGACAUUUCGUUUAUCGGUUAUAACCGAACUAACCGAAAUGCCAGCCCUACCUGCAGAAUAACCCUUAUCUAUUAGU